Molecule: messenger RNA, 4573 nt
Organism: Esox lucius (northern pike)
Lineage: Eukaryota; Metazoa; Chordata; Actinopteri; Esociformes; Esocidae
Gene: ppp1r3aa
Product: protein phosphatase 1, regulatory subunit 3Aa
Exons: 4
Coding region: 78-3941 (1287 amino acids)
Biological process (GO): regulation of glycogen biosynthetic process
Cellular component (GO): protein phosphatase type 1 complex
Molecular function (GO): glycogen binding; protein phosphatase 1 binding
Source: RefSeq, a predicted model, not a curated record
UGCCGUCGCAACCAGGGGCAGUCUGGCUCUGUCCUACCUUUCCAUCGCAGACAGACAGACUCACAGACAGCUCACCGAUGUCUCAAGAUCCUCCACAUCCUCGCAGGCCCCUCUCGGGCCCCGUGGAGGCUCCGGACACCAGCCCCUGGGGCAGUGGGAACGGCGAGGAGGACGGGGAGUGGUGGGGGGAGGAGGCUGGAAGCCUCUCACCGCAGAGAGGCUCUACCGACGAAUCGGACGAGUCGGACGGUUCGGAGCCCGAGCCGCCGACCGUCAUCCGCAGGAAGGUUUCCUUCGCCGACGCCUUCGGUUUGGAUCUGGUUUAUGUCAAGGAGUUUGACAGCGCAGACCAGACCGAGGCACAGGGCGCUAACCCAGCGGAGCCCAGGGCCAAUGGUAACAAAGAGACGGACGAGUAUUUCCUGUCGUCUCUGUUCGCCGUGCCCUCAUCUCCAGAGGAGCUGGAACGGAGACUCCAGGAUCAGAAGCUGGAACUGGAGAGCAUCGAGUUACUUCCUGGCACCACCAUUCUCAGGGUCAUUGUCAGGGUGGCGAACCUGUGCUACAAUAAAUCCCUUUAUGCUCGGAUCACUCUGGAUAGCUGGAAGACGUACUUUGACCUGCUGGCAGAGUACGUCCCAGGCUCCAGCGAUGGAACAACAGACAGGUUUGCGUUUCGACUUACCCUCGUGCCUCCCUUUGAGAUGGAGGGAGCCAGAGUGGAGUUCUGCCUCAGAUACGAAACAUCGGUUGGCACAUUCUGGGCAAACAACAGUGAAAUGAACUAUGUGCUGUUCUGCCACAAAAAGGGAGGCAGAGACCUGACAGAGUUGGAGACUCGGACCGAGGAAGUGAAAAACAGCAGAGAGAAGAGAAGCUGUCUGAAAAGCAACAGUAAAAAGAACAGCGCCGAGGAGAAACCAAAGGAGCUGGCCACAGACCCUCCAGCCUCAGCAACUCACACAACAGAGGGGAUUGCUGGGAAAACAAUGGAGAACGCAGAGCACUUGACCUCUAUUUUACAUCAUGAAGAUCACAACCCAAAAUCCUUGGUGGAUAGUCAGAGGAGCAGGCGAAGAGGGGCCCGUUUGGCACGGGUGCAGGAAUACUUCUCCCAACGAGACCAGGAUUCAACACAGGGGCACAUUUCCAAUGGACCACUACCACGUGCCUGGGUGGAGAAUCCACCUACCGUGUCUGAUAUCAGAAUCGAACCCCUAGCGGGCAGCGCCACCAGUCCCCCUGAAUCACAUCAGAAGAAACAAGCCAAUGAUACACCUCAGCUAAUGACGUACCACCAGGUAACCCGGCCAAUGAUACACCCCGACUCAGGGAGAGAUAAUGGGCUGGCGGCGAAUCCCGAUAAGGACGAUAUCAGGAUUGAAACAGGGAUCGCACCUAACCUAUUAUCAGACGAGUCAGUGGGCAUUCUGGAGGAACAAACCUCUGUUGGUGAUCUGUGGGAAGCCUUUCUCUGUGCCCCCGACUCAAAAGACACCAGCUGUGUGUCAGAGUCCGAACGGCCGCUAUCUGCAACCGCGGUUUCCCUGUCAGUCGGAGUUGAGGAUUUUGUGGCUUCCUCAAGAGUGGAGAAUCAACAGGCGGAUGACACAGACUCAAACCCAGAAAGUUUAACCCAGCCCACAGGGUCUAAACCUCCGCCGCCGUCUCACAGUCAUGAGAUGCCAGCGGAGCCUCGGCCACGCUCAAAUGUCACCCCCCCCGGAGACGACAAAGCCAGGGUUUAUGAUCCCUACCAAAGGCUAGAGGUUACUUCUGUAAUAAACACUCCCCAGGAAUCCAUUCCCUCGACCGCGGCCUCUGACGACACGACCCCGCACAGGCACGUAGGGGCAGAUCGAGAAAGAGGAGAGCAGGCUUUCACACCCUAUGGAGCAAAGCCGGUAACAAGCUUGGAGGAGAUGGAGACAACAGAUAUGACGGUGAUGGCAGAUUUGCCGAAUACCAGUGCAGAAGAUAGAAUCUUGCAUGGAGAUUGGCUUCCUUUGGACAUGAAAUCAGAGUUUGUAGGCGAUGUGGAGAAAGCAGCAGAUGAAAUCGUGACAUUUCCGUGGACAAUCAGAAAUACAGCAGAGGAUGAGACAAACACAAAGAGUCAUGGAGAGGGGGGUGUAUUUACUAAGUCCUAUGCUGAGAAAGAUGUAUUCAGGCAAAAUCAAACUGACAAAAUAGAAGUAACACAUGACCUCACAGAAGGACUGUUGAAUAGACAGAGUCAAGCAGAGGAAGAUGAAUUCGGUAUUAACAACAUUUGUUGUGAAUCAAACAGAACAGAGUUGAAAGAAUUCAGGGUGAGUCAAAUGUACAAAGACAAAUUCAGGCAAAAUCAAACAGUGAAUGAAGAAUCAAGCCUGAAUCAAUCAGAGGUGGAAGAAUUUGGACCGAAACAUACCAAAGAAGAGGAAUACAGAUUAUUUGAUUACUUCAGCUUAAACCAAACUGAGGUAGAGAAAUUCAAAACCAACCAAACUGAGAUGGAAGAGGAAUUCUCACCCAGCCAUCAAGAAGAAAAAAAGGCCAAACAGUGCCAUGCAGACAAAGAACUGCUCUUGAAUCUGAAUGAAAAGGAACUAAACAGAGUGAUGCAGACAUUUCCAGAAACAUUCAGACAAUACCAAACACCUGAUGAAGAAUGCAGUUCAAACAAUUUAGAAGAAUACAGACUAAAUCCGCUUGAUGGAAAAAUGAGAGACAGAGAGGACUUUGAAAAAGUUGAAGAAAUGAGAUCCAACCUAACGCAUGAAGAGGGAUUCUGGUCAAAUGAAAUACAAGCUGAAGAUAGUUAUCAGAGUCUAAAUGCGGAAGUGCAACACAGAGACGCUGACAGAGAUAGGCCUAUAUCAACACACAUCCAAGCUGAGACCAAUGACGUCAGGGACAUGAACACAGGACUGGAAAAGACCGAAAAUGUAUCGGACGAAAUAACUAGACAAAGAGACACAGAACAGACAUAUGAAGAGAUAAGUAUUGAAACUCCUGAAAAAGAGAAAGUUAAGGACUUAACGGAGAAAACAGUGAACACUGAAAAGGAGACUGAGUACGUCUCAACAGAAAAGGAAGAACAGUGUGACAUGUCAAUGGGAAAUGUUGAAUGCUCAAGACAAGAUGAAAAUGGAAAGUUGUCAGAAGGGACAAAAGAACUUAUUAUCAAGGAUGAUGAAGAAUUAUUUGAAAAAGAAGUAGAGUCAGGUGAAGACGAGUUAUUCACAGAAGAGAAAGGUUUGAAUGAGGAAAUGCUAGAAGAGGUGUUAGAUUUGCAGUUGGUACAUAAUAGUCCUUCAGCUGAACAAGACAAUGAGGUAGCUUUGAAAGUGGAGAUUAUGAUGAAACAGUCUGAUGAACCGGAAAUCAUUCAAAAUGGACCUAUCCGACAGACAAAACGGGCUACCAAGAAAGGGUCGACUGACAUAGACUCCUGGGUAGAUUCACUCAUGAAAGCAUGUACCGAUCCCGACUUGACCUUCACACCGAGGCAAGGCCUUUGCCUAACUACACCCAGUAACAGUACAGAGCCCUCAAUGGUCCAGACCUGUGAGUCAUCUCCAGAAAGAGGUGCCACUGUCCUCACUCCUCUGUCAUCUCUGAGCACAAGAUGCAACACAAUGGUCAGUGAGGGGUGUGCGUCAAGGGUCAAUCAGUGGUCAACCCAAAUGCCAAAGUCUGUAGAGGAGGAUCAGGAGACACCCAGCAGUCAUAAUCUUCCCCUUAAAAAAGUGGAGGACGAUGGCUUCUUGUCAUGGUGGAGGGUGAUUUUCUCACUCAGUAGCAUAACAAGAGCAAUAUUCUAUGGCCUUAUGGUAGCAAUGUUUCUCAUCACCACACUUAUGUAUGAUUUCCCAGCAUGCUUAGCUCUCUCAUUGUUUUCACUAUAUUGGUGGUACUGUGUUGUAAGGACUGAAAGAAUGGAGAGAGAGAUGUGAGGUGUGAGACUGUGUUUCUAGUAACAAUAGUGUGCUUAUGUGUCUUUGUAUGAUUGUUAACACCUUACAUUACAUUACUUUUAUAAACGUGCAUAGUAACACACUAAUUAUCACAGUCAUGUGGUACUGUAAUAUUAGCAAUUGCAUUAUAAAUGCAAUUUUUAUUGCAACUUUGUGUAGGGACAGUUUUACCAUAGAGUUAUGAGAGCAACAUGUGUUACCUUGAUUUUAUUUGCUUUGUUUGAGUUUUUAUGGGCCCAAUAUCAAGAGAUAAUGUACCAAAAUAUCAAGAGAUAAUGUACCAAAAUAUCAAAAGGGUGUGCAAUCCAAUAUUCCAAUGAAGGAGAACAAUUGUUAUUGUCUGGGGCAUUGGAUACAAAAAAGUGCUGUUUUAUUUUUUCAAUUCAAUUUAUUUUUCUUUUUUCUUGCGAUGAAACGGCUUUGCAGAAUGUUUGAAACUCUCUAACCUUCAGACAGGUAGCCUCCACAUAGACACAUCAACUUUUACAUAACAUAAUCAUAUUCUGUACAUUUUGGAGAUCAGGCUGUGUAUAAUGGCUGUGUGAGGCAUUGUCUUCCCAUUGUGUCUGAGGCAUUGUCUUUUCAUUAAAAGUACUGUAUUGGACUGAAUU